GCCUGAGCGGGACAAUCUCACAUGGUGGUUGCGCCACAUUGGAGCUUGGGCUCCACUCUCCAUCUCUUUUACAGUUUACUCUUUCACUUUCCAAUCCAUACUCCAUUUCAUAUUCCCUUAUAAAUCCAUUCAUAUCACUCUCCUUCAUUUUUGCCUCACACCACAACUCAGCUCCAUAGCCAUUGCCUCAAACUUCUCGCCAUCGUCGUCGUCAAAUGGACCUAACCUUGCUUUACGGCCAACGCGGCCAAAACCUCCACAACCACCGCCAAUCGGACAUGCAUGCCGCCAUCCAAAUCCCGCCCCAUUUUCUUCACGCCGAUUGCGGCUCUCCAGUCCCAAACCCUAACCGGCAAUGUAACAGCAGCUUCCCGGCCAACGGAGAAGCCAGUAGCUCAUGUUCCCCGGCCAACAAGAGAAAAGCGGAGUUUGAGGCUGAAGAUUUGGAAAAGGGGAAGGGGACUACUGUAAAGGAAGAAGAAGCAGGGGAGGAAAAAUCAGAGAUCACCACGAAAACUGGCAGAGGCAUUUCGUGCUCAAAUGUUUCAGAGGUCAAAAAGCCCGAUUUCAUUCAUGUCCGGGCCCGUCGAGGUCAGGCCACCGACAGUCACAGUCUAGCUGAAAGAGCAAGAAGGGAGAAAAUAAGAAAAAAGAUGAAAUGUCUGCAAGAUUUAGUGCCUGGGUGUAAUAACGUUAUUGGUAAAGCUGGGAUGCUUGAUGAGAUUAUAAACUAUGUUCAGUGUCUACAGAAGCAAGUAGAGUUCCUCUCUAUGAAGCUGGCUAUAGUUAACCCAAGGCUCGAUUUUUGCAUCGAUAGUACCUUCAAAGAGCUGCCUACAUAUAUUUCCAGUCAAUCAGCAGCAACACAGCUUGAGUUGCCAAAUCCGACGUUUUUCCAGUAUAAUACAAUGCAACAGGGGACUUCAAGUAGCGGAUUAAGUGAUGUGGCUAUUGAUCAACCUCAGAUUUUUUCCCAAAAGCCAGGACAAAUCCAGGAAGUUUUUCCGGAUUCGUCUUUUAUCUCUCAAUUGCAGCAGCUGUCUGGUUGGGAAUCAGAUUGGCCCAACCUAUUCAAUUAGUUCUGAAAGAAUAUCUUUGUUGUUGGGUUGCCUCUUGAUUUAUUCUGCAGAUAAAGUUAGUUGCCCUACUAAUAAUUAAUGUAGAGCAUAUAUUCAUAGAACUUUUCGCCUUUCUUUUAUAGCCAAGGUUCCUGUUGGUUGAAUCAGAAUUGAGGACUAAAACAAUUAAUCUCGCCAUUCAAGAGAUAUUGAGAUUGCAACACAGACUUGUAGAAUGUAAUACAUCUUUGGUAAAAUUCCAUUUGUGUAUAGUCCAUAACUUGAUGUACUUAUUUUUUUUCAGUAAUUAUAAAAAGAUUCUAAUAUGUAAUAACUUACUGAAUUGUUAAUUUUUCACUGCUGUUUUGAUGUGGAAAUGUGUGUGUAUGAAAGGAGGGCAUUACAAUUGGGUACUUUAAUCGUAUUGGGCACAAAAAAGGUA
This is a messenger RNA of Striga asiatica, 1500 nucleotides long. The record is from the annotation of a GenBank genome assembly. Lineage: Eukaryota; Viridiplantae; Streptophyta; Magnoliopsida; Lamiales; Orobanchaceae.